This is a messenger RNA of Auxenochlorella protothecoides, 1095 nucleotides long. RefSeq names its product Flap endonuclease 1. The record is from RefSeq and is a predicted model, not a curated record. Lineage: Eukaryota; Viridiplantae; Chlorophyta; Trebouxiophyceae; Chlorellales; Chlorellaceae. The coding region runs from base 1 to 1095 and encodes 364 amino acids. Gene Ontology annotation, molecular function: DNA binding; 5'-flap endonuclease activity; 5'-3' exonuclease activity. The transcript is spliced from 10 exons.
AUGAAGGAGCAGAAGUUUGAAAACUAUUUUGGGCGCAAGAUCGCGGUGGACGCCUCCAUGCACAUCUAUGCUUUCAUGGUUGUGGUUGGCAGGACUGGAGAUCAGACUCUGACAGAUGAAGCAGGGAAUGUCACGAGCCAUCUCCAAGGCAUGUUUUUCCGCACGGUGAAGAUGCUGGAGUCUGGGAUGAAGCCUGUGUUUGUUUUCGAUGGCAAAGCCCCGACACUGAAGUCUGAUGAGCUGGCGAAGCGAUACUCCAAGCGCCAGACUGCCACCACAGAUCUAGAGACGGCCAAGGAGACUGGUACCAAGGAGGAUGUGGAAAAGUACUCCAAGCGCACCGUCCGUGUCACCCGUGAGCACAAUGCAGAGUGUCGCCGCCUGCUGCAGCUGCUGGGGGUCCCCAUCAUAGAUGCGCCCUCCGAGGCCGAAGCACAGUGCGCAUCCCUAUGCUCCCAGGGCCUGGUGUAUGGCAUUGCCACCGAGGACAUGGACGCCCUCACCUUUGCCACACCGCGCCUCAUUCGUCACCUCAUGUCGCCCGCAGCUGCCAACAAACCUGUCACCGAGUUUGAGUAUGACCAGGUACUGGCUGAACUGGACCUCACGGCCGAUCAGUUUGUUGAUCUGUGCAUUCUGUGUGGCUGCGACUAUACCGAGAAAAUUGGCAACAUUGGACCCUUCAGAGCUCUCCAGCUGAUUAAAAAGCAUGGCAGCUUGGAGGCCACCCUUGCCGCCCUGGACCCGGAGAAGUACAAUAUCCCCGAGCCGUUCCCGUACAAGGAGGCCAAGGAGCUCUUCCUGAACCCAGAAGUGCUGAAGCCUGAGAACAUUCCGCCCAUGAAAUGGACAAGCCCAGAUCUAGACGGAUUGCUGGAAUUCCUGGUGAAGGAGAAGUCUUUCAACGAGGAGCGGGUGCGCAGUGCUAUCCAGCGCGUAACUGCGGCAAAGAGCAAGAGUAAUCAAGGGAGAUUGGACUCCUUCUUUGGGCCCAGCAAGACGCCCCCUUCUCAAGCCCCCAAACGAAAGGAGGCGGGUAAGGUUGUGCCGCCUCCGAAAAAGGGCAAGCUUGGAGGAUUCGGGAAGAAGAAGUGA